GGAAGAGGAGAAGGCGCACGCAAGGACCAAAGACCUGCUCACCAAGGAAUCGGAGAAGCUGGACUUUGCGCUGGGAGAAGUGGAGGUUUUGUCCCGGCAGCUCAAGAGAGAAAAAGAGAUCUUUGAGAAAACCCUUGACAGCAUGAAGAGGAAAGCGCUUGAGGAACUGACACAAAAGGACAAGUUAAUAAACAAAUGUAAUGAAAUCAAAAGCCGCAUUGUGAAGCAGGAAGAUGUGCUGAAGGACAAGGAGAACGAGAUCCAGGCGCUGCAGCGCUGCGUCGCUCAGCAGAAACAGACGCUCGAGACCCAAGUGUCAGAGUUAAAGAUACAGAAGCAGCAAGAAUUGUACAUAGCACAAGUGCUGGAGAAGAAGCAGAGGAAAGGUUUCAAGUGAUUACACAAGAAGUUAACCUAAAUCUACAUAGCUUGAAAUACAUGCACCCGCUGUCAGGACGCCAGGGCCUGUAGCUGACAACGCAAGGACCUUUCCUUUCUCCCAGCAGUCCACAGCUGACUGUGCUGCAACAGCGUCGUACUCCAACAAGCUGUGCGGACCAGCCAGCUACGUACGCAUGCUGGAGGCACCCGUCCCUAGAGGUCUUCCCUCCAGCUGCGUCACGUCCAGUGAGACCUGAUCUUCAGUCACAGCACGUUCAUUCCCCCUGCGGCCGUGACUCCCCUGCGAGGCACUGAAGACAGAGGUCGAGUAUUUCACCUCUGACACUGUCCUGGACAGAGCCCGGCUGGCUGCAGGGCUUAGCACGCGCCACCAGGUCUAGUGGUGCCUGGGUCAAGCUUGCAAUAAGAACGGGUUUGCGCUAAGCGACAGGGCUGUUGCUUACAUCGGGGGUGUCAGCUGGGAGAGAAAAGCCCCCGCAGUCUCACAGCAGGGCUGCUUGUGCCGCGCUUUCCCUCACCACAGCAUCAAAGCCGGUCUGCUGCGUGGCAGAGCCUUGCCAAAGCUCUGCCCCCUCUGCGGGGAGUACAGGCCACGUAGACCAGACGCAGAUUGAUGGUUUUACCUUAUCCAGAGCAGCUUCUCCUUCGGCAGCCCCCCACAGCCUGGUUCCCUUGUACCUUCUCAGCAAUUUGCUCCCUUCCGCCCCUCCCUCGCCCUCAGUAGUGGUACCCCAGACCCGCUGAAGGUAUUCAGCUAAACGUGCACCCUCCUUGCACCCCACGGAGGCUGAAGGCCCUGUAGGACACCAGCUGUGCUGCCUGUCCCUGGGGUAAGGAAGCCCCGGUGCCUGCCCCUAUGACCCCUUUACCCCCCAGCAGCUCCACAAACAUCUGCAGGCCACUGAUUCAGCAGCAUCGACGACUCCACUGCCCCAAACGCAGGGGGAACGCAAACUUGGCAGCAGGUCUGCCCUCCUCCCCCCAGCUCUGCCGGAGACAGCGCCGCACACCCCACUGCUAUGACCCCUCCCAAGAGAGGGUCCCUCCACUCCAAGCAGUGCUCAGUGCCCCAAACACAGUUUGUCCUGCCAGGCGGGGUCUGGGCUGGCUUGGGACACUUUGCUGCCCGAGCUUUGUAGGAAAGCGUGGU
This is a messenger RNA of Struthio camelus australis, 1552 nucleotides long. The record is from RefSeq and is a predicted model, not a curated record. Lineage: Eukaryota; Metazoa; Chordata; Aves; Struthioniformes; Struthionidae.